Symsagittifera roscoffensis is the source of this 636-nucleotide messenger RNA. RefSeq lists its product as uncharacterized. The transcript has a single exon. NCBI's taxonomy places the organism in Eukaryota, Metazoa, Xenacoelomorpha, Acoela, Convolutidae. Bases 1 to 636 code for a protein of 211 amino acids. The record is from RefSeq and is a predicted model, not a curated record.
AUGGAUGACAGAGGCGCAUUGUCCUGGUUCCUGGGAAUGCAGGUCAAGCAGUCACCUGGAACGGUAACAGUAAAUCAAUCUCGUUACAUCGAAGACUGCUUGGACCGUUUUGGCCUUGCUGAACGCAAACCAGUUGGCACACCAGCUGACAUCAGCGCACAACUGUCGAAGAAGUGCUGCUCUGAAGCUGGGUCAGCAGAGGCAGUAUCAAUGAAGGCUGAGGACUACAGAGGCGUUGUGGGCUCGUUAUUGUACAUAGCUGAGCAAACAAGGCCUGAUGUUCUAGCUACUGUUACGCAAAUCUCUCGUUUUCUGGAGAAUCCGGUAACGGUGCACUGGGUGGCUGCAAAGAGGGUUCUUCGUUACCUGAAGGGGAGUAAAGGCCUUGAGCUGUGCUACACUAAGGAAGCUGGUGGUCUAAAACUCUAUGGAUCCGCAGAUGCUGACAUGGCUGGAGAUUUGGAUGAUAGAAGGUCAACUACUGGCUACAGCUUUCAUUUGCAGAAUUUAGGGGCAGCAAUUAGUUGGAGCACCAAGAAGCAGCCAACUGCAGUCAUAUCUACCAGUGAGGCUGAGUACCAAGAGGCUCUAUAUCUGCGAUCACUUCUCGUUAAGAUGGGCGUAGUUAUUGACUGA